Molecule: messenger RNA, 309 nt
Organism: Scomber japonicus (chub mackerel)
Lineage: Eukaryota; Metazoa; Chordata; Actinopteri; Scombriformes; Scombridae
Product: stonustoxin subunit alpha-like
Exons: 4
Coding region: 40-309 (89 amino acids)
Source: RefSeq, a predicted model, not a curated record
GGACUGAAGGAUCCACACUGGAGACUGGACACUCUCAGGAUGGACCAUGCUGGACCGCAGAGACUGAAACCUGGUGUGAGGAAGUAUGCCUGUGAACUGGAACUGGAUCCAAACACAAUGAACAGAAAACUCAAACUGUCUGACAACAACAGGAAGGUGACAUAUGUGAAGAAGGUUCAGUCAUAUCCUGAUCAUCCAGACAGAUUUGAUGACUGUCCUCAGCUGCUGUGUAGAAAUGUUCUGACUGGUCGCUGUUACUGGGAGGUCGAGUGGAGAGGAUGGAAGGGAGAGUCUCUGGUUCCUCUGUAG